UGCAAGCUCAAACCUUAUUAACUUGGUAAUAUGAUGUGAUAUGGGUUCAUUUAUUUUGUCAAUUUUAUUUUAAGAUUGAUUAAUAAACUAGAGUUUUUAACGUUAGCUCGAAUGUUAGUUACGUCAGUGAGUGAGUGAAGGAAGCAAGCAUGCAAUGUCAAAAAUAUAUUCGGCCGUUUAGCUAGCUACUGGUAGCUGUUAACGUUACCACGUAGCUAAAUAGCUUGCUGGUUAUUUUGUUCGUCCUGUCGUUUUAUGUAGCUUGUUGUGAUGCGGAGAGGAGACCUUGUUCCCCGCGCCUUCCAGGCCCCAGUGGAUGUCCAUGCUAGUGUAGAUGGCCAGGUGUACAUGUUCAGGCGAGGCCAGCAGAAUGACUCUGCUGGCUCUUCAGAGGAAGAAGAGUUCAAUGUGAUGGAGUUGAGGCCCCGGGGGUGGCAGGAGCUGGAACAGGACAGACGCGGAAGCCUCAUGCUGCUGGAGAGGGAUGUAUUGGUUGGGGACAACCUCAACAAACUUGCUCUGCAAUAUGGCUGCAAGGUGGCAGACAUAAAGAGAGUGAACAACCUGAUUCAGGAACAGGAUAUAUUUGCUUUGAAAUCAAUCAAAAUCCCUGUGAAGAAACACAGCUUAUUGACUGAGGCUAAUACAGAGCUAAAAGUGCCAGAUCCAGGAGCCUCAAAUUCAGCCACACCACUGCCCCAGCCACAGGGCAAACUUACAGCCAGAUUCCCUGGUAGGCCACAUCUACAGGAAUACACCGACUACCUCAAGGAAGUGGACCAUGACAUUGAGAGACUGAUCCAAACCACAAAUGCACAGGAUGAGGUUUUUUUAGAGGCUGCAGAAAGGCCACAAAAGUUGGGCUCCAGAGGCCAGCGCCUGACCAGCUAUGGAGCAGACUGGGGCAUCCAGUGGUGGAACGCUGUGGUGGCCAUGCUCCUGAUAGGCAUUAUCCUACCUGUCUUUUAUGUUGUUUAUAUCAAAACACAAGAUACUGGAGUGCCUGCUGCUGUAGCUUCCUCAAACAGCUCAGGGACAGGCCUCAGCACAGAUAGCCCUAGGAGCACUUUUAGCAGCCAAGAGAGUGUGUCUCUCAGUCUGAACAAACCUAACACUUAAUUGAGGGAAACAAUGUCUAUGGACUUCAUGCUUAACUUUGGUCAACCAAUGUUAGCCAUAAGUACAAUCACUUUGAAUCCCUAAAUAAUGUUCUGCUUAAAGGUCAUCAAAGUAUUACCUUAAUGAAGAUGUGUUGCUGUGUAACAUUUCUUUACACAAGCUUGAAGCUUUUACUUUAGUAUGGAUUUCUUUGUGUUUUACCACGUAUAUUGGGCUUCAUCGUUUCUAAUUUUGUGUGCCUUAUUAGAUGCGUGACUUAUUCAGUCAACUGUUCUUUCUUGUUUGUGCUAAUUAUUUGUGCACGUAUUUUAACACAAGUGGUUGAUUUGUGACAUUACAGCUUCAAUUGAAUAUGGAUAUUCAGUUUCUGACUUUCUUAGACAAUCUGAACUAAUGGUACAAAAUGUUUUAUUUUUCUAUGAUAAGGAUACAAUGCCAACAGUGCCAUUUUACAGAGAUGUGUAUGAACUAACAUGUUUUUCUUUUGUUUCAAUACUUUAUUAAGUGCAGUAAAUGUCCUUUAAAGGGAUAAUUGUGGCUUUUAUCUACUUCCUCAGGGUCAGAUGAACUUGUGGAUACCAUUUUUAUGCAUUUGCUUGCAGUGUUUUGGUAGUUUUGUAAGUCAAUGCUAACCAGUGUUAGCGCAAUGCCUGGAAGUCUACUGUUCCCAUAGACUUUCAGUUAUUGCGCUAAUGCUAGUUAGUAACUUCCUUCAAACUGCACGAAGAUACAGUACAUACAAAUGUUAUCCACAAAUUCAUCGGACUCUGGGGAAAUAGAUAAAGGGCCUCAUUGCCAAAACCCCCGAACUAUCCCUUUAAACUAGGAAUUAAAACUAAACCUGCAUGCAUAAAAUGUCCGCUUGCAGGUCUGUGAACUAAGCUAUGCAGUGUGUUACACUGAUGUAGGCCAGGCCUAUCAGAAAGCAAAGCAGUCAAAGCUUUUUCAAAACUGCUGCCAUGGUCCGUUUCAAUCAAGUGCUCUUACUCUGUGCCAAUCAGUUAAUGUUACUCCUGGAAAAAUAUAGCCUGAUAUUCCUAUUGCCUUCGAUCCAAAACAAACAGUGAGAAUAAUGUGAAUGAAUUAAUUACUCCGGUCAGUAACAACUUUUAUAAGUUAGCAUUAGUGUUAUUUUCCAAAGUUACAUGAGUGUUUUGAGAAUGUAUGAACCAUUCAAGAGGGCUCAAAUUAUGAAUAAUUUGAAACAUGUUGGCAGUCUUUUAUCAAACUGACCCUUUUCAGUAUUUUCCACAUUACUUUUUAAAUUGGUUAACAAUUAUUAUUUGCAAGCAUAGCCUACAUUAUGUAAGGGACAGGACCAGUGAACAGUGACACAAUGAAACUAUUUGUUGCAGGUCAAAGUUUUAAAUGUUGAAGUUAGUUGUAACUGAGAAGUGUGUGUGUGUGUGUGUGUGUGUGUGUGUGUAUAUAUAUGUAUAUAUAUAUAACGCAACAUGUAAAGUUUUGGUCCCAUGUUUCAUGAGCUGAAAUAAAAAAAUCCCAGAAAUGUUCCAUACACGAAAGU
Molecule: messenger RNA, 2644 nt
Organism: Oncorhynchus keta (chum salmon)
Lineage: Eukaryota; Metazoa; Chordata; Actinopteri; Salmoniformes; Salmonidae
Product: lysM and putative peptidoglycan-binding domain-containing protein 4-like
Exons: 3
Coding region: 271-1119 (282 amino acids)
Source: RefSeq, a predicted model, not a curated record